CGAAAAGACCAAAAGAUGGAGGUGGGAAACUGUCCUCCUCAACUUGAAGAAAGCGCACAUGGAUCCUUGACGUGGUGCCGAGACCCAGAUGUUGCAGCGCUAGAUCGUUGCAAACCCCAAGUGAAUCGAUUUGGUGGUUUCCCACGGAAGUGGUUGAUUUUGCGGUCAGGUGUUGAUCCCCUUGAGCUGUGAUCAAUUCUCUUGGAGAAACCUGUGAACAUACUAGGUGUUUCUACCAAGAAUGACGAGCCACAAGCCAUCUCUUGUCCACUACCGAAGCCAUUUUGGGCUCGUUGGCUGUGCUUCUGACUACAAUGAAGACAAUGCUGAGACCUGCCUUUGCGGGUCUUCUUGUGGCCUUGGUUGCAAGAGCCGCCAAAGUGCAUUCAGAACACCUGGACAUCGCUCCCCCUACAAAAGCAGCCUCAUUCCAGAGAUUGCCAAAAGAGAAAUGCUCCGGCGUCCCCUACACCAAGAAAUCGGAUUUGUUUUGCGACGGUUGGACUGGGAUCUCGCUUGAGGAAUGCGAGCAGAAGUGCAUUAAGAAUGAGGUGGAGGGGCUGGGUUUAAUGAUUAAACAGCAUCAAACAGCCAUCUAAUCUGUGUAACAUUGUAUAUGUAUACAAUGUAUACAAUGUAUUAAGUAAUAUAGUAUACAUACGAUUGUAACUGUAACUAAUUAUAUACACUAUAAAUCGUUCAAUAUUGAGAGAAUCGCAGUUACAGGGAGUCAGCUGUACAGCUGGUAUCAAAUGGUAAAAUUAGGUUAAACAGGGCCUCCCUGGGAGAGAAGUGUGUUUAUGCCUUCAAAAGGGGCCGCGUUGAGAAACGGUCCGAGCCCAUGGUGUCUAGGUGGCGCCCAAUUGUCCCAACAAGACUUGCCAGGCGAGGCAAGGGCGGUGAUCAGGUCUGGACCUGGACAUCAAACCAAAGAUCCAUGUAAGACUCCCAGAGAUAUCAUUGAUUGACUUCCUCGCCCCAGUAUCUAAAGAUGUUGACUUCCUCGAGUGCGCUGUGGAGCAGACAAGGCUUUUUUCAAUUUUUCGGGUUCCGGAGGUUGUGGAAGAGUUCGGAGUCCAAGUAGAAUCAAUAUGCAAGUUAUUCACAAUGCGUUUGAUGAAGAAAAGAUGCCACCCGCAACCCCGCUUUCAGUUCCUCCGACAUAGACCAACCAAGAGAGAGAGAGAGAGAUUGACGCUUGUUGGACCCUACAUUAGAGCCCUCACACAGAGAGUGUGGUUUUCUAUGAAAAGGUUCAAUGACCUUCAUCCCUUGUUACAAAGAAUCCAACAAAUCCUGAACCGUGGUAGCCAGUUUUUCCAGCUGAACCCUGCCGGUGACGAUGCCGAGGUCCUGGCCUUUCUUGUCGAUCCGUUUUUUCAAGGCGGCCAACUUCUACCCGGGCAGCAUGAAGUGCCAUCUCUUCGAUUUCUGCACCGAGCUCGAAGACGACUUCGCCGCCACAGGCCUGGUGCGCCGUGAGCUGCUCGAGGAUCUCAUGGACGAAGACGAUGAGGAUGAGCCGCUCACGGCAGUGACGGGUCCUGUGGCGGAGCUGGCCAUCGCGUUGCCCAUUGUUCUCAUCAACAUGAGCAACUACUCGGGGCAGAUCACCAACCACCGUCCUAGAUACAAGACCUACACCUUCGGCAACAUCAGCUCCGAUCUAGAAAUGCUCUACGACAAAGUGCAAGGCUUCUACAGUGUUUUGCACGAGAGCAUGAAUGGUACGGACGGCUUGAUGUACUGUCCCACGCGGUCGGUCUCCAACAUGAUGGAGUGCCUACGCUUGGCCACGUGUUUGAUCCAACGCCAUGCCCCGCAGCAAGUGCCCAUGGAGACCUAUGCCAUCCUUGAAGACUUGGUGACACGUUUCGAGAGCAUCACUUGGCCAGUGCUGAAAGGAGCUCUCAUGAACGAGGAAGGCACUCUAGACUUGAUCAAGAAGGACCAGCGACUCCCACCGCUCUACAAUUGCGUGGCCACAGAAGAGAUCAGCGAGGAGGAUGUUUCAGCACCGGGUGGGGUUUUCUUGCAGCUCCAUGAUGAAUCUGCUACUUCCAUGGCUUUGGCACGUGCCACGCGAGGUACACACCAGAUCUUGGACUCCCAUACUCACAACAGCUCCAUGACCGUGACGCUUCAACGGCUGGAAGAGCUUUGGCAGCCGCUUUGCCAGGAGUUGAAGUGUGACCACACGAACUACAACGACAUCCUAACGAUGUCCCACAAGCAAACUUUGAAGCUCAUGCAGACCGCGAGUGCCAGUCAAGUUGGCGUUGAAAUCAGGCAACGAAUUUGGUUGCAGCACAAGAUCCAGCACUUCGUCGCGAAGCACGGAGCCGAGGGUGGCUUCGAGUUCCUUCGUGCAGAAGGUAUCCAAGGAGCUUCGGCCGAAGCAUUCCAUGGCUAUGCCCAGAGCGGCCGCAAGUCCCUCCUGUCGCUUUCGCAAUCCUUCGAGUUCUCUGAAGACGAAGAAGGCCUCCGCUUGUUCGACCGGGAGCAGUACGCGGCUUUUCUCCAAGAGGAGCAGCAAGCUGCCCACGCCGAUGACAGUGCCCGCUCCGGAAAGGGCCGACGAAAGCAAAAACGUCAGGAGCGGCGAGCAAGACGCAAGGAGAAGAGGGAGAAGAGGCGGAUGAUGGCGAAAAAGAUCUUUGGAUGCCUGGGCAAAGCCUCCAUUUGGAAUGCGGAGGGUUACAGCCGCACACUGGGAAGCUACGUGGGAUUUAGCUUCGGGCAAGGCUUUGGUGCCAGCAACAAUGCCCUCAAUGAUAUUCUUAAAGGACAGGCCCCACAAUGGACGGCUGGUUACUAUAGUUUCUAUGUCAGCCUUGGAUUCGGGAACAUCUACAAGUGGUUUUGGGGUGGCCUCUCUGUGAGCGGUGCCUUCACCAUCACGCAGGAUUCGGUCCUGGUGGGAGUCUACGUCGGCGCGGUGGCCUGUGGUUGGGGCAAAGUCAGUUGGGUCACAGAGCGUUGCCCCUUUGGCGUCAAGGGCAACUUUGCAGGCUUCCAAUGCAUGCGCGCCACUGGGGUGACCAUCUCACUGUUCUGCUGCGGCAUUGACCUGGUUUCAGGGGACAACAGUUGCCGCUGACACGAACGCCACAGUGUCGCUUUCGCUCCCCGAAGAAAUCGGUGUCUCAAGACCCCAGGGUCUCGACGCCCAGACGGCGACGUCCACGGAGAAAGCAAGCGCGAGCACGGGGAAGGUUCUAUUGAAGGUCCUAAUGCUGAGGGUUGAUGUCUACAGCUCACCUACCAGGAAUGCUUGUACAUCUCUGGUCCUCGGGAUGUUUAUUCAUAAACAGCCAAUAUUGAGAUAACUUAAGAUAUAUAUAUAUAUAUAAUAUAUAUUUAUACAUGUACAGCAGGUUCAAUACUCGAUUCAGUUGCGUAAAUGAACUGCUGGGGACAAGUGGGUUCAGAGCUGAAAUAACAUUUGGAAGGAGCAAGAGGGUUCCAGGUCAUUGUAGCCAGGGGAGAGAGCCAUGAGGAAGGAUGGAGCCAACGGCCACCUUUCGAACAAAGACCCACUUGAGCUGCAAGGAUCUGCAAGGCAAGGUUGGGUUUUAGUUUUUGGAGGGUUAUAUAAGGCUUCCCCAACAGGAACAUGAACUGACUAACAGAACAUGGGAAAAAGGAGCAUGACGCUUGCCAGAGUCCAUCGAAAAGAUUCCACAUCGGGAGGAAG
This is a messenger RNA of Durusdinium trenchii, 3697 nucleotides long. The record is from the annotation of a GenBank genome assembly. Lineage: Eukaryota; Dinophyceae; Suessiales; Symbiodiniaceae.